CGAGCCGUCUCCCGGAUAGAUAAGCAAUUUUCACCUGCGGCUCGUGUCACGUCACUACAAGAAAACCUUUAAUGAUCGGUUGCUGCAGCAGACAAACAGUCGAUCGCUCAAAGAGUAAACUCUCCCUCUCUGGACCGUGUAACGCACUUUAACACGGACUCCUUCUCUUUCACUAGCCGCUUAAAUAGACGGAGCCUUAGCCCAGACGGGAAUGCAGUUCUUUUUUUUUCGUCCCUCUCCGUCUGCACCGGGACAAGUUAAGUAGUUGCAACUCGUUAACGCAUGCGUGUACUUAAAAACAUGGAAUGCAUGGGAGCUCAGAUGCUGCGCUGAAUGAGAAGAGGAGUUCUAUGAGCCUUGACCAAAACCAUCAACAAAAACAUUUUUCCCUGGUAAAUUUUGCGCUAUUUCUAGUUUCAGUCAGAAUCUGUAUGUGUUUUCUUUUCUUUAGGCACCCCCACCUGUCUUACCAGCGUUCAGACCGGUGUAUAAGUAGUAGCCCACAGAUUCCUUUUGCAGUGACGCCUGUUUAUCAGAUCUAUUUGCCUCGUAGCUGUACUUCAGCAGAGAUGGACAAGCACAAUGCGCCAAACCUGACGGGAUAAAACAUCCCUGCUGGUCACUGUUAAAACAACUGAGACACCUUCAACUUCAAGGACCUAAAGAAUUAAUUUUUUCUUUGCCUCCAAUCUUUCUGAGGUAAACUUUUCUAAUCCGCGGCUCUCCUCCUGGUUCCCUUCCCCACUCCGGGUGAAAUCACAGCGGGAUUUCUAUGAAGCGACGCCUCGGGUGACUAGACUUUGUUGGAGAUUUUGCUCUUUUUCCAGAGGGACAUCAUGUGGACUCCCACUGAAGACGAGAAAAUCGGUGUUGUCAUCUGUAAUUUCCGAGGCUCAGUGACUCAGGGUUUGGCUCUGGAGGUGGGGGAGACAGUGCAGAUCUUGGAAAAAUUUGAAGGAUGGUACAGAGGAUUCUCAACAAGGAAGCCGAAUGUCAAGGGAGUUUUUCCUGCCAGCUACAUUCACUUGAAGAAAGCCAUUGUUACCAACAGGGGACCUAAUGAGACGGUGGUGCCUCUGGAAGAUCCAAUUGUUACUGAGGUGACAUUAACUCUUCAGGAAUGGGCUUUACUAUGGAAGCAACUCUAUGUGAAACACAAAGUGGAUCUGUUCUACAAGGUCCGACAUGUUAUGAUGGAGCUGAUUGACUUGAGGAGGCAGCUGCUGUCCGGUCACCUCACACAGGACCAGAGCAGAGACGUCAAGAGACACAUCACCGUCAGACUUGACUGGGGCAACGAACACUUGGGUCUGGACUUGGUCCCAAGGAAGGAGUUUGAGAUGGUUGAUGAAGACCAGAUAAGUGUCUCAGAUUUGUAUAAAAUGCAUCUGUCCAGCAGACACAGCGUCCAGCAGAGCACCACACAGGGCGAGAAUAGCCGGCAGAGACACGGAGAACCAUCCAGGGUUCCGGUACCACACCACCUACUGGUCAACCUGAAGAGCUUCACCUACAACAGCAUAGGAGAGGACACAGACAUAUUUUUCUCUCUCUACGAUCUGAGGGAGGGAAAGACCAUCAGCGAGAAGUUCAUGGUGAGAUUAAACAAGAACGGAGGACCAAAGAAUCCAGAGAAGGUGGACCGGCUGUGUGCACUGUUCACGGACCUGAGCAACAAAGACAUGAAGAGAGAACUCUACAUCGUCUCACAAGUUAUUCGGACAGGUCGCAUGCUGCUGAAUGACAGUAAGAAAGGUCCGCCACAUGUUCAGUAUCGCAGACCACACGGCUGCGCUGUUCUGGCCAUGAGCGACGUGCUGCAGAUCAUCUCAGAACUCAAAGAGGAGAAAGACUUUGUUCUUAAAGUCUACACGUGUAACAAUGAGAAUGAAUGGUACCAGAUCCAUGAAAAUAUUAUCCGGAAGUCAAGUACCAAAUACACAGCGCCCAGCACCAACUACGGACUGAUCAUCUCCCUGCAGCUGCUCAGAGGUGACAUGGAGCAGGUCCGCAGAGAAAAUCCUCUCAUUUUUAGCAGGGGGGUAGCCAUCACUCGGAAACUGGGAUUCCCAGAUGUCAUCAUGCCAGGCGACAUCCGUAAUGACCUGUACCUGACUCUGGAGCGAGGAGACUUUGAGAGAGGAGGGAAGAGUGUUCAGAAAAACAUUGAAGUGACCAUGUAUGUCAUCUACGCAGAUGGGGAAGUGCUGAAGGACUGCAUCAGCCUGGGUUCAGGGGAGCCCAACAUCCCAGAGUAUCGCUCCUUCGUCCUCUACCACAACAACAGCCCUCGCUGGAGUGAGGUGAUCAAAUUGCCGAUUCCCAUUGAUCGAUUCAGAGGGUCCCACCUCCGCUUUGAGUUCAGACAUUGCUCAACUAAAGAUAAAGGAGAGAAAAAGCUUUAUGGCUUUGCCUUCACCCCUCUGAUGAGAGAGGAUGGAACUACUUUAUCUGACGAGAGCCAUGAGCUCUAUGUCUACAAGUGUGAUGAGAACACAACCUUCAGUAACCACGCCCUCUACCUUGGCCUUCCAUGCUGUAAGGACGACUUCAACAGCUGCCCCAACAUCCCGUCCAGCCUCAUCUUCCAGCGAAGCACCAAGGAGACAUUUUGGAUCGCCACACAGCUUUCCUCCACCAAGCUCACUCAAAACGUGGACCUCCUCGCUCUCCUUAAGUGGAAGGCCCAUCCUGACCGGGUCAUGGACAUCCUUGGGCGUCUGCGACACGUCAGUGGUGAAGAAAUAGUCAAGUUUCUUCAGGAUAUUCUGGACACAUUAUUCUCCAUCUUGGAUGACAACACAGACAAAUAUGGACCCCUUGUGUUUCAGUCAUUGGUUUUUAUCAUUAACUUGCUCAGGGACAGUAAAUACUAUCACUUCAGGCCGGUUAUGGACACAUAUAUCCAGAAACACUUCGCAGGAGCUCUGGCCUACAAAGAGCUGAUUCGCUGUCUGAAGUGGUAUAUGGACCGCUCUGCUGAGGUGGUCAGACAGGACCACAUUCAGGAAGCAAUGAGGGCUCUGGAGUAUCUGUUCAAGUUCAUCAUCCAGUCUCGGAUCCUUUACUCCCGGGCCACCUGCGGGAUGGAAGAGGAACAGUUUCGAACCAGCAUCCAGGAACUCUUUCAGUCCAUCCGCUUCGUCCUCAGCCUGGACAGCCGCAACUCAGAGACCCUCAUAUUCACUCAGGCGGCGCUGUUAAACUCCUUCCCUGCCAUCUUUGAUGAGCUGCUGCAGAUGUUCACGGUGCAGGAGGUGGCAGAGUUUGUGCGUGGGACCUUGGGCAGCAUGCCAUCAACGGUGCAUAUUGGACAAUCGAUGGACGUGGUGAAGCUGCAGUCCAUCGCUCGAACUGUGGACAGCAGACUCUUCUCUUUCCCUGAGUCUCGGAGGAUUCUGCUCCCAGUCGUCCUGCAUCACAUUCAUCUUCAUCUGAGGCAACAGAAAGAACUGCUCAUCUGUUCAGGGAUACUCAGCUCCAUUUUCUCCAUUAUCAAGAGCAGCUCACUGGACACGUCAGUGCAGGAAGAGGUGGAGAUGAUGGUGGAAUCUCUGUUGGACGUCCUCCUCCAGACACUUCUGUCCAUCAUGAGCAAGAGCCAAUCGCAGGAGGCGGUAAGGGGUCAACGCUGUCCGCAGUGCACCGCGGAGAUCACUGGAGAGUACGUCUCCUGCCUCCUCUCGCUUCUCCGCCAGAUGACUGAUAUCCACUUUCAACACAUGAUGGAGAAUUUUCAGAGCAAGGACGAGCUCAAGGAGUUUUUGUUGAAGAUUUUGUGUGUGUUUAGAAAUCUGAUGAAGCUCAGUAUUUUUCCUCGUGACUGGAACAUCAUGAGGCUGCUCACCAGCAACAUCAUCCUCACCACAGCUCAGCAACUCGCUCCUGCUCUGCACAAGAACUUUGCUGAAACAGACUUUGACUUCAAGGUGUGGAACUCCUACUUCAGUUUGGCCGUUCUCUACAUCAACCAGCCGAGUUUACAGCUGGAGAACCUGAGUCCUGCUAAGAGGAAGAAGAUCUUAGACAAGUAUGGCGACAUGAGAGUUAUGAUGACCUAUGAACUUUUCAACAUGUGGCAGAACUUGGGAGAGAAUAAGAUCCAUUUCAUUCCUGGGAUGAUCGGACCGUUCCUCGGAGUGACGCUGGUCCCUCAGGUGGAGGUGAGGAACAUCAUGAUCCCGAUCUUUCACGACAUGAUGGACUGGGAGCAGCGCAAAAAUGGAAACUUCAAACAGGUGGAAGCUGAACUAAUUGACAAGUUGGACAGUUUGGUGUCGGAGGGAAAGGGCGACGAGAACUACAGAGAGCUGUUCGGGUUGCUAACCCAGCUGUUUGGGCCCUAUCCCAGUCUGUUGGAGAAGAUUGAGCAGGAGACGUGGAGAGAGACAGGAAUCUCAUUUGUUACAUCGGUCACGCGGUUAAUGGAGCGACUACUGGACUACCGGGACUGUAUGAAAGGAGAUGAAACAGAAAACAAGAAGAUUGGCUGCACAGUGAACCUUCUUAAUUUCUACAAGUCUGAAAUCAACAAAGAGGAGAUGUACAUCCGUUACAUCCACAAACUGUGUGACAUGCAUCUGCAGGCUGAGAACUACACUGAGGCUGCAUUCACCCUGCUGUUGUACUGGGAGCUGCUGCACUGGGACGAGCGACCAGUUAAAGAGUUCCUUCAUUAUCCUGCUCAGACUGAGUGGCACCGAAAGGAAGGACUCUGCCGCAAAGUUAUCCACUAUUUCAACAAGGGAAAGUGUUGGGAGUACGGUAUUCCUCUGUGCAGAGAACUGGCCUUCCAGUAUGAAUCUCUCUACGACUACCAGAGUCUUAGCUGGAUACGAAAAAUGGAAGCAGCAUAUUACGACAACAUCAUGGAGCAGCAGCGUCUGGAGCCGGAGUUCUUCAGGGUGGGAUUCUACGGCAGGAAGUUUCCUUUCUUCCUCCGAAACAAAGAGUUUGUCUGCCGUGGCCAUGACUAUGAGAGGUUAGAAGCCUUCCAGCAAAGGAUGCUGGGAGAAUUCCCACAAGCUAUUGCAAUGCAGCAUCCAAAUCAGCCAGAUGAGGCCAUUCUGCAGUGUGAUGCGCAGUACCUCCAGAUCUAUGCUGUGACACCAGUUCCAGAAAGUGUCACUGUCCUUCAGAUGGACAGAGUUCCAGACCGCAUCAAGAGCUUCUACCGGGUGAACAACGUUCGGCGAUUUCGUUACGACCGGCCGUUCCACAAAGGACCCAAAGACAGAGAUAAUGAGUUUAAGAGUCUCUGGAUUGAAAGGACAACUCUGAUCCUGACUCAUCCGCUGCCUGGAAUUUCACGCUGGUUUGAGGUUGACAAGCGGGAACUGGUGGAGGUGAGUCCGCUGGAAAACGCCAUCUCUGUGGUGGAAAAUAAGAACCAGGAGCUGCGGACUCUGAUCAGUCAGUACCAACACAAGCAGCUGCAUGGGAACAUCAACCUGCUCAGCAUGACGCUGAAUGGAGUCAUCGACGCUGCCGUGAAUGGAGGCAUCGCCAGAUAUCAAGAGGCUUUCUUUGAUAAGGAGUACAUCACCAGCCAUCCUGAAGACACAGAGAAGAUCACACAACUCAAAGACCUCAUGCAGGAGCAGGUUCACAUACUAGGGGUGGGCUUGGCUGUACAUGAGAAGUUGGUGCACCCAGAAAUGCGUCCCUUGCACAAGAAGCUGAUUGAUCAGUUCCAGAUGAUGAGGAGCAGCCUCUGCCAUGGCUUCUAUGUUGCGUUUCAGGGCCCACCUGGUUUUGAUAAGUCUGGUUCUGGAGUCAGCAGAGGGAUCCUGGCCUCUCACAACCCGAUGAGCCCAGAGAGCUUCAAACUCGUGCACCGACACAGUGAGGCAGGAAACCUGCUGAUCCUGGCGGACGGCAUGCUGGUGGAGCAUCCAGAGGAUUUCUAUCGCAUGCAGGCCAGUCCUUCCUCUUCCAGUCUUAGCUCCACCCACUCUGCUCCAUCUCAGAUGAUAAAUUCCACCCCGUCCACAAUGAGAGUGGGUUCUCCUUCUCUGCCAGACAAAUACAGACACAACAGAGAGAUGCUGAUGCUGCUGCCGCCCCACAGAGAGAGGCCGAGCAGCGCCAUGUACUCCAACAUCACAGAAAAUGGACAGCCACCAAACUUUCAGAGAGCCUUGUUUCAUCAGGUGAUCGGUCCCUGUAAGCCCUGCAGUGACCCCAACCUCUCUGUGGCUGAGAAAGUUCUGACCACUCCCAGCAGUUGGAGUUUGGACAGCGGUACCAGGGAGGCCCUGCCUUUCCUUUCCUCCCAUGUUGGGAGUGUGAUGGCUCCACCAGUUCCACCCCGGAACAUUCCUCAUGGGCAACACCUGUCGAUGCACUUUGAUGCUUUCCACCACCAGGUCAGCGACCUCCCUCCAGCUCUCCCUGCGCGCUCCUUAAGAAAGUCUCCCCUGCACCCUAUACCUGCCUCGCCCACCAGUCCGCAGUCCGUCCUGGAUGGCAGUAACUCCACACUCUCGGGCAGCGCCAGCUCGGGGGUCUCCUCCCUCAGUGAGAGCAACUUUGGCGGUGCCACCUCCUCCUCAGACCCCCCGGCCAGCCGUACAGACACCCUGGAGUCCGUCCCCAGCAGCCAGGCCUGGACCACUGACCAGGAAGACUUGGACUCUCCUUAUCAGCCCGUCAGAUACAGCAUCUCUGAGCCAGACGUCCUGGAGGGAGUUAAAUCUCCCCCCUGCCGCAGCAACUCGGCCCCAGGAGGAGUCAAUCCAGCCCAAGUGGGAUACCAGAUCCAGCCUCAGACUGCAGGGUUGGGCUGCACUGGAGUUCCACAACCAGAUGGACUGCAGCAGCAACACCAGUUUUACCACCACCACUUUCACCCUCACUACAUUCCCCACAAUCCACCUCUCUACCAUCUCCAUGAGCCCCCUCCUGCCUUGCCGCCUAAACCAUACCUCAGAGAGGGCUGCAUCCCUGAGGAGGACCCCCUGAUCGCCCAGUCUGGACCGCCACGCCCGGCUGUACCUCGGCCAAUGCCGCGCAAAAUCUCCCAGCCCAUAAUAGCAGCAACCAAGGAUGAACAAGCUAAGGUGGCGUGGGAGCACGGCAUCAGUGAGGAGUGAGGCCAGGCGAUGGCUUGGAGAAACAGAACAGAAACUGCUUCUUGUUGAAUACAAACAUGAGAGCAGGAGCCAAACUGGAUCUGAAACAUUUAGAUUCUCCUCAGAUGUCCUGCAGGAACCACUGAUGGCUCAGCUGAUCUGAUUUCUCUCAGACUCUGCUCUGCGCAGUGACUCGUCCUAAAUAUCUGAACAUUUUCUUUUUGUCUCACUUCAUCCCCGUACAAACUGAAAUAGCUUUCCUUCUACAUCCAUCAGUAUAAAAACCCAGUGAUAUUUCCAAAUGCUGCCACUUCCUAAAACUGCACAGAUAUCAUGUUAUUGACUUUGGUUUCAUUUACAAUAAUAAUAUACUCCAUUCUAAUGAUGGGAAUUUCAAGUACAAAAUUUGCCCAGGAAUUGUAUUUUUUUUAUAUCUCACUCUUAUAAUGUUAAGUGAAUGGCACUUUAAGAAAUGGACAUAGAACCAUAAUAUUUAAGAGAAAUUUUACUUACAGUAUUUAAUAGACACUAACAAAAUGCAAACAGUUUUGCAGAGAACCAGAUGAAAAAUUAUAAUAUUUAAAGAUUCAGUUCUUUUUUAGAAGCUUAGAACAACGAGCCCAACAAACUGAGUCAGUAAUUGAUCUGGUACAUUUAAUGACAAGGGUCUUGAUGGAAGUUAAUGGUAUUUUUCCAGUUGCUAAGAGUGUUAAGAUUAAAGGGUAUAUAAAGUUAUUAAAUAUAUAAUUUAUAUUUAAAGUUUAUACUUUUCUUUAAAGGUAAAGUUGAUAUAGAAAUAUGCAAGAUGUUGGGUUUCUGAGUCCAAAGUAGCUGUUUGAUAAAUGUGUGUUUGUUUGAAAGGUGGAGAAAAGCUCCACAAACACACAGACUGUAAAUUUAAAGUUGUAAAACCCAUUUUACUAAAAGUUGCGAGGAUGCUGUGGAUUUGUUUUUUGUUUUUUUUUUUUAGCUAAAGAUGGUUCGGACGUUAAACUUAUAAAUAUGUGUCUAGUUUCAUGUGGAGGGACAUUUAUAGAAAAUGACAGUCAUUUUUAUGAAAAUAACUGAUUCUUCUUUUAAAUCAGGGUAAUGUUUAUAUGCAUGUUUGUUUUCUGAUAGCUGAAACUGGAACAGAAGUAAAUACCUUGAAAGCACUCCAGAAAUACUGAGGCUCCUGUUGUUCAGGAAAUGCAACCAUUAAAGUCAGCAUUUGUUUCUGCUGAUAAAUGAUCACGUCUGCUUACAUUUUUCAAUUGUUAUGUAUAGUUAAAGUCACAGAAAUGACCUGAGAACAGUUUGGUUCACCUGGUUUUACUUUAAGUAUCACACCUUAACCAUUUUUUGCCUGAUGCUGAAUCGUAUUUUCUUUGCCAGUUGAGUUGAAUCAGACCUGUCGAUAAUGUUUUUACUUUUGCUCAAAGCUACCAUUUCACUACUGUAAAUAGUUCAUUUUAACACAGAGAUGUUGUGAACAAAUAUCCUGUAUUUUAGGCUUUGCGGUUUAAGUUAAAGACUCCAGUGUUGGAAAGAGAUCAGUAUGUUAUGUGACAGAUGUCGGUGGCUCUGCCAUCAGGUUUUAAAAUGUUCUGCUUCUGUUGUUGCUGUUUACACUGAUGUAAAUGCUCCAGAAUCCUGCAUGUUGUGUUCACUGACUCAAACUCAAUGAAUUACAGUUAUAAUGACCAGUUUCACCUGGGUGUGCUAUCUUUUCUCCACCUGCAGGUAAACAAGAUGUGGAUUAUAACUUAAACUUAAUUAAAUCUUAUUACAUUUCUGAUGGGUUCGUGUGAUGAAGCUGCUCAGGUUUAGACAUAUUAAAACUUCUAGGUUCCAUACAGAAAUGUUUUUGACUGAACUUGCAUCUGGAAAAUGUACUAGAUUUUUUGUAGAAAAUAGACAUACAUAUCAGUAGCAGUAAGUAAGAUUUCCUUUAUACUGUUUAAAAAUCAAACUAUGAUCCCAGUAGAUUAACAUUUAUAAUUUAAGUAUUAUAAAUCUCAGAAGAUUUCUCUUCUGAGAAGUGAGAUCUCAGUAGAUUUUGUACUUCAGGGAAAUAGUUUUGGUUGAUGUCUGACACUCAGUCCACAUAGCUACAAUUGUACAACUUUUAUGCAUUAAAAUCCAGUGGCAGCUUUUAUAUUUGCUCUGGCAUAGAGUGAUACGUUAUUGAAAUAUACUCUUAAAGACAGCUGUAUUUGUUUUACAUUUAAAGGAGCAAAAAAACUGAAGCUGGGGAUUCAUGGUAAAGAAACUUAAAAAAUGUACAUUUAGUACUAUGGACUGAAUGAAUAAGCAGAAGCAAACAGAUUGCAACUAACUCCUAGAAAAUUAUUUACCAUGUCAGACUGACUUACAAAACUGAUGGUAAAACAGCAACAUAAUAUAGAGUCUUUACCUUAAAGACUCAAUAACUGUGGAGUAAUUUUUCCACCAAUUUUUGUUAACGUUUUCCCAGACUUUUUUUUCCCCCUUGCUGGUGUUAUGAACCAGCUCAGCCAGGGGUAAGGAGAAGUAACAUUAAAGAAACCUAGAUGUUAAGGUUUAUCAGUUUGGGAUUUAUUGUUUGUGUUUAACAAAAUAAAAAGGUAAAACAAAAAACCCUUACAAUCAAAAGUUAAGGUGUGGUAACCAAAAACAAAACACUGAAUAAAACCAUGUCCACAAAAAAACCAGAGUUGGAAACCAAAGAUCUUAACUAAACAAAACAGGACCAAAACCUAAAGUUAACAACAAACAACAAAACUUUAGUAGGCUACUAUAAGCUUACAUACAAAGCCCCCCACAGGGACUGUCACAGGAAACAAAGAUUUACAAAAGCUCACACAAAGACAAUGCAGUAUACUAGUGAUGGGCUAUCUGAAGCCAGGCUUCGAGGCUUGUACCGAGUAAUAUGGGGGCGUGUCCGAUGAAGCCCCGCUUCGAGGCUUGUGUCGUCUUGCUGAAAACCACGUGACCGGCAACAAACGAGGCCUCGCAUUGCAUGGGUGACGUGACUGCUUCAUUUUGUGUGUCAGUUUUCAAAAUAAAAGCGUGAUGAGCCGCUUCUUGAUUCCAUCAGAGGAGUAUUUGUCUUCAGCAGAGAGGCCUUUUAUAGUUCAUGUGUAUUAAUGAUUUUGAUGAUGGCACUUAUCAAAGUGUAAUGUUUGUUACCAGUUUUCUCAAUGGUUAGUUAUGGCAUAUUUUGUGACUUUAUAUUUAUGUUUUUAUUAUGUAAAACAUUUUGACACUGCAUCGUUGCUGAAAUGUGCUACACAAAUAAACUUUAUUGAAAAGGAGCCAGCAAGAAGAAAAAAAUCUGACAUCAGGGAAUACUUGAGAUGAUAACUCACAAGAUUCUUAAAUGACAAUAAUUAGACCUUUCACCUCCAAAAUUCUCACCUUCUUGAAAUUUCCACUAUUUCUUUGUUGUGCAAAAAAUAUAUCAGUCUUGCACAGCAGAAACAGACUUAAAGAUGUUGGAAAAGUAAAAUUCUGGCUUAUGAGUAAAAAUAUAAGGGAUCAGAUCAGAGAGCCAAUAGAAAUCCAAGAAAAAGAACUAUUGAAGAAUUUCAUUUCAAUAUACACAAUCCAACAGGAACUCAAGGGACAGCAAUGUAGAGAACCACACUGCUGUUUGUGCAGGGACACAAACUACAAUUUUCAGUUCUAGCUUUUACAUGGUAUAAACAGAAAUUAGUUUAUCUGCAAAGUUUACAAGCAUUUGGUUUGAGAAAAUGUACCAUUUUAUUAGUUCUAAGGUUCAAUUUAUUUUGUUUAUAUAUAGCUCUGAGGUGCCACCUAUUGGGAAAAAAGACAUGAUUUGUUAAAUUAUGGCAAAUGGCAACGUGGUUAAUAAAGCUGAGGCGGAAAUUCAAACAGGAAGACUCUAUUCAUCUCACUACUCAGCCAGAGAUCUCAUCAUGCGCCUCGAUUCCAACCAAUCAGUGAUGGUCUCCUCCUCCAAUCAUCAAGCAUUGCUCACUUGUUCAUCUGCUUGUUCAUCGUUGGCUGAGCUUCAACGUUCCUCCACCCCUCCUCCGCCUUCACCUUGAGACUUCUUCAAUACCCAUUCAGUCUUCGGCAUCCUCUCCACUACCACUGUCCGGGCCCAACGGGGGAAGCGCCAAAGACUUUAAUUAAACAAUUAAACUUUCUAAUACCACUCUCUCUCUGUUUGAGUCUUCCCAUGUUGAAAAGGUGUGUUUGCCUUGGAUGUACUUUAUGAAAUGCUUAAUUUAUUUUGUGAAUUU
Messenger RNA from Gambusia affinis (western mosquitofish), 11302 nucleotides. Its product is annotated as dedicator of cytokinesis protein 3-like. The record is from RefSeq and is a predicted model, not a curated record. Gene Ontology annotation, molecular function: small GTPase binding; guanyl-nucleotide exchange factor activity. Gene Ontology annotation, cellular component: cytoplasm; plasma membrane. The transcript has 54 exons. NCBI's taxonomy places the organism in Eukaryota, Metazoa, Chordata, Actinopteri, Cyprinodontiformes, Poeciliidae. Gene Ontology annotation, biological process: small GTPase-mediated signal transduction. The coding region runs from base 837 to 7094 and encodes 2085 amino acids.